This is a messenger RNA of Phaedon cochleariae (mustard beetle), 1161 nucleotides long. NCBI's taxonomy places the organism in Eukaryota, Metazoa, Arthropoda, Insecta, Coleoptera, Chrysomelidae. The record is from the annotation of a GenBank genome assembly.
AUGAGUUUGAAAACAGCAAAUGAUCUUAAUAUCGAAAUGGUCUGUAAGAACCUGCUAUGUGGAGGUACAGCAGGCAUGGUAUCAAAAACAUCUGUUGCACCUCUGGAUAGAGUGAAAAUACUUCUUCAGGCUCACAACAAGCAUCAUGCAUCUCAUGGAGUAUUCUCUGGCCUCAAGCAUAUAUUUAAAAAUGAAGGUCCAUUUGCUUUAUACAAAGGAAAUGGUGCACAAAUGGUGAGAAUUUUUCCGUAUGCAGCUACACAAUUCACUUCCUUCGAGAUAUACAAAAGGUAUCUCGAUGGAGUUUUCGGAGAAACUUCACAUAUUGAUAAGUUUAUAGCGGGUGCGGGAGCUGGACUGACCUCUGUGGCUCUCACCUACCCAUUAGAUACAAUAAGAGCUAGACUAGCUUUCCAAGUAACCGGCGAGCACGUGUACACGGGCAUCGCGCACGCGGCAACGACGAUCUUCCGCGAGGAGGGCGGCUGGCGCGCCCUCUACCGCGGUUUCACGCCCACCCUCGCCGGCAUGGUGCCCUACGCCGGCCUCUCCUUCUUCUGCUUCGAGUACCUCAAGUACGGCUGCAUGAAGUACCUGCCCGAUUGGACGACGAGGCCGUGCGAGAAGAACACGGGCGGGCUGGUGCUGAGCGUGCCUGCGAAGCUGAUCUGCGGCGGGCUUGCGGGGGCGGGGGCUCAAAGCGUCAGUUAUCCGUUGGAUGUCACGAGGAGGCGAAUGCAGCUGGCAAUGAUGAACCCAGACACCCACCACUUCGCUAAAGGGAUGUUCUCGACGCUGGCAAGGAUAUACAAGGAUCACGGGAUCGUCCGGGGUUUGUACAGAGGCAUGUCGAUAAAUUACAUGAGAGCGAUUCCAAUGGUGGCCGUUUCCUUCUCUACUUACGAAUUGUGCAAGCAGCUGCUCAAUUUGGAUACGGGUAUCAAAGUUAGCGUUGGCUAGCGUACUCGUAUUAGUUAAAUUCAUUUUAAACGAAUUACCAGUGGCGGUUAUAAGAAACCAUUGAGAAAAAUUGUGAGGACUUGAUAUUGUUAUCAAAUUUGGAAGAUACGUUGGUAAAGAGAUUUCACAUUUACUCGAAAUACACAAUGUUCUUCCCAUUAAUUGAAUAAGGAUCACCUGGAAUCUAUAAAAAGAUGGCAU